Molecule: messenger RNA, 1476 nt
Organism: Carya illinoinensis
Lineage: Eukaryota; Viridiplantae; Streptophyta; Magnoliopsida; Fagales; Juglandaceae
Product: transcription factor MYB60
Exons: 3
Coding region: 223-1221 (332 amino acids)
Biological process (GO): response to auxin
Source: RefSeq, a predicted model, not a curated record
CCUUCAGACUUUGAUUAAUUUACUGAUGCGAAAAGUUAAAUAAGAAGUCCAGAUGACUCGGAAGGGUAGAUCGAUUCAAUAGUAUAAAAAAGUGCUUCACUUCUCUGAAGUCAUUAUAUAUAUCAGCACUCACAUGCCCAUAAACUAUUUGAACGCUGGAUCCAUAGAAUUCUGAACGAGUGUCUGUGACUGUGAGGAGAAAGGGGUGAAAGUACGUACGCCAUGGGGAGGCCUCCUUGCUGUGAUAAAGUUGGCAUCAAGAAGGGUCCAUGGACCCCUGAGGAGGACAUCAUCCUAGUCUCUUACAUUCAAGAACAUGGUCCAGGAAAUUGGAGAUCAGUGCCUACCAAUACUGGGUUACUGAGGUGCAGCAAAAGUUGCAGGCUUAGAUGGACUAACUACCUCAGACCUGGAAUCAAAAGAGGGAACUUCACUCCCCAUGAAGAAGGGAUGAUAAUCCAUUUGCAGGCUUUUUUGGGUAACAAGUGGGCAGCCAUAGCUUCCUACCUCCCACAAAGAACAGAUAAUGAUAUAAAAAACUAUUGGAACACCCACCUGAAGAAGAAGCUGAAGAAAUUUCAAUCAGCCAUGGAACCCCACAUGGCAUCAGACUCAACCACCACUGAUCAUCAUGUUUCAACCAAAAGCUUUAAUGAGAGAAGAAGCUUAGAAGCCACCAACGACCCUUCCCCAUCUCUCAUCAGCCUAAACCAGUCCUCUACGUAUGCCUCAAGUACGGAGAACAUUUCUCGACUCCUAGAGGGUUGGAUGAGAUCACCAAAGACGAGUACUACUGCUACUCCCCUCGGAGAUCAGGCUCAAGACAAAAUGCUUCAAGAAAUUAACAGUGACAUUAAGGGCAAUGUAAUUGGCAACUCAACAGUGGUAACGACUAAUCUUCAAUGCCACCAAAUUAUUAGCAAAACCGGGCGGCAAGAAAGUGGUGGCGAUUUGGUCGUCUCUCAUGAAGAGUUUGAUUCGAUUUUAUCCAUUGAGAACAUGAACAAUGCUACAUGGGACAAGUCGACAUGCGAUUCUACGCCCGACAAAAGUUCUCAAACUUCUGCAUAUGAUGAUCAGAAGGUUAAUGUCACGCCGGAGAGGAAUAAACCGAGGUUUGAGAACAAUCCAGCUCCAUUAUCUUUUCUUGAGAAGUGGCUCUUGGAUGAAAGUAGUGCUGGUCAAGUCGAGGAGAUGAUGGAAUUAUCUCCAAUGUUCUAACAAGAUCAUGAUUCGUUUAGACUACUUGGAGACACCGUUACAAAUUUCUAUCUUUUCUAGGGUUUUUUGUUAUGCUACUUAACACACACCCCCCCCCCCCCCCCCCCCCCCCGGGCCAAAAAAAAAAAAAAAUAGAGAAAGGUUUGUUAAAGCUUUGUUUGGGGUCUGAGAAAUUGGGAUCUCUUUGCAAAAUGUAUGUAACUUAGAAUUUCUAAACGAAUAAUCUCUAGUGACACUACUAGUCUUCCACCUUAA